Molecule: messenger RNA, 675 nt
Organism: Saccoglossus kowalevskii
Lineage: Eukaryota; Metazoa; Hemichordata; Enteropneusta; Harrimaniidae
Product: low affinity immunoglobulin epsilon Fc receptor-like
Source: RefSeq, a predicted model, not a curated record
UAUAUAUGAAGUAACAAGAGCGAGCAUCACUAUUUCCAGCCUUCGGCACUGCUAUAUACCUACCAUCAAAAUGAAGUACCCUAUAGUCGCAUUUCUAUUGUCGCUUUUUUUCGUGGCAACCUGUGCAUAUGUAGAGCACAGCAUAAUAUCUCACACUACACCAGUGGAAUAUCACUUCUUCGAAGAUGAAAUUACUUGGAGUGAAGCACAAACCCACUGCAAGUCAAUUGGCGGGGACUUGGUUAGAAUAUACGACCAGACAACGAACGAUUUGAUUAUGGCGCAUAUCAAUGCAUCAGAUAUCGGAGCAAACAUUGAUAGUGGAUUUUGGAUUGGUUACAAUGACCAAAGAGUAGAAGGAACCUUUGAGUGGGUAUCUGGUUUCGUUUGUCCAUAUGAAAACUGGGGUCCCGGUGAGCCAAACAACAACGAUAAUCUUGAUCCCAGUGGACAAGAUUGUGUACAACUAAGGAAAGAUACUGCACAGUGGGAUGACGAAUACUGCGGAGAAAUUAGAGACAAAGCGUUUAUUUGUGAGGUGGAAGUUUGUUAGGCCACCCUGACCACCAACAAAGCACACGUAGAUGAGCACAGAAGUACAGCACUUAAAUGAAUUCCUCGUAUGAGCAAUUCACUGUCACAUGAACUAUCAAUAAAAAAAACUGUUGAAACAUG